UCGAGCUCGGCUCGUUCAGAGGCCUUGCUCCCGCUUGUGCCCGCCGGGCGAGGCCGCCACCCACCGUGCCAUUCCGUCGAACACUUCGCCGGCACCGCCGUCUCCUCCGCACCCCGUCGGCUAAUCCCCGGCGGAGAUGGAGAGGUUCUUCUCCUCCACCUCCAACGCCCCACGGAGGGACGAGGACGCCGGCAUCAUCCUGCUCUCGGGGCCCCCGUGCUGCGGGAAGACCUCGCUCCUCUUCCAGUUCGCGGUGAACAGCGCGGCGGAGAGCGGCCGCGGCGUUGUGUUCAUCUGCAGCAAGGAGAGGCUGGAGAGCAACCCCCCUUUCUUGUCCCAGGGUGUUGAUCCAUCGAUGAGCUUACUUCAGAGGAUACAAAUCAAAUACAUUGAAGAUGGUGAUGAAAUCAUAAAGUACUUUGCUGCAUUUCACCUUCUUGACAACUUCCCCGCUGCAGUCAUUGUUGACGAUUUUGCAGAUUUCUUCUCCGAAAGGAGCUGCCAGCAAAAAUAUGGAACUACUAGGGCUCGAGAUCUGGCAAUGGUCCGUGUAUUAGCUUUGUGCCACAAUGCUAUUGCACAUGCGAAUGCAAAACUCGGAACCCUUGGUUCUUGCAAUCUAUUACUAUCUGACGUACAGCAAGGUGAUACCCCAAGAUUACUGUUUAUUUACAAGAGAUGGAUAAAUUCCAUAUAUACAAUCCGAGCUGAUGGCACAGGAUCCUACAUACUUAAGAAUAUUGGCAGUUCAGAAAGUGAAUCCAAGAAAGCAAGAAAAGCUAAAUACUCAGUAGCGCUACAAUAUCUUGUUCUUGAAGAGAUCAGCAAUUAAAAUUUCUCCCUUUUUUAUUACACUUCAGUGCCCAAGAAUCUGGAAAAGUUACCUUAGGUAAUUUGGAAACAAAGAUGGAAGCGGCCAACAGCUAGUUUAGCAUUCAAUUUUCUACCAGUUACACAUGGUGCAUGUGAGUUUGUUGUAAAUGAAAUUUUGCAUCCCCAGUUGACAUUGGGCAUUUUGCAUUUGCACCAAACCGCAACCGGGUUUGAUAUGUUGUACUGAACUUCAGCAAGCAUGUUGUAUUGACAAA
This is a messenger RNA of Panicum hallii, 1088 nucleotides long. RefSeq lists its product as uncharacterized. The transcript is spliced from 7 exons. NCBI's taxonomy places the organism in Eukaryota, Viridiplantae, Streptophyta, Magnoliopsida, Poales, Poaceae. Gene Ontology annotation, biological process: double-strand break repair via homologous recombination. Gene Ontology annotation, cellular component: Shu complex. Bases 137 to 832 code for a protein of 231 amino acids. The record is from RefSeq and is a predicted model, not a curated record. Gene Ontology annotation, molecular function: single-stranded DNA binding.